UUCACUGCAUCUAAUUUUUAAUACAAUGUUCAGCUCUUUAUAAAUUGCUUUAUGCUCCAGGUAAUCAAUGCAUUGCAAUUGAGCUGGUGCUUUAGAGAAACUACUUAAUUUACAAAUUAAUUUAAUUUCAAAAGGACCUGCAGAUCAUUUUUCAAUAAAAAAAAUCUCAUUGCAGAAAGUGAAAAAAGCUCUGCCUCUGGGAUACUCAGUGUGACCAGUGGGUCUGGAUGGGGAUUUUCCUUGAACCCACAGGCAUUAGGGGCGCGUUUUCUAGCGAUGCCUCUCUCAUUUGCCCUCGUUUUGCUGAUUCCAUUUCCUUCACAGACUUUUUACGCCAUGACACUUUUUUCUUGUAGGGGGGUUCUGCUAGUAGCUGAGGUGAGCAGCCGCUUCAGUGAUAUCAGACAGUUUCUUAACGCUAUGUCUCUGCUGGGAUUCAAGAAUGUUACAAAGAACACAGACAACAGCUACUUCUACCUCUUUGAGUUCAAUAAAACCAGCCUAGGCAAAGAUUGUUCAAAGCACCCGGGGUUGCAGCUAACCCCAUGUUUGUACAAGAAGAGGUGAGGUUACACUUUGCUUUUGGAGGACCUAAGAAUGGAUAGAGUUCCGAAGAGCUGAGACUUAAUGUUCUGAGAUAGCAGAGACUGAGAAGGUCUUCAAUCCCAAGAAGACACCUUAACCUCUGAAGAGAUCCACCGGACCGAGAGAGCCGUGAAACACCACAUGUUACUGCUUGUGGAAGACCUUUUCCCAAACGGGGAGGUUUACUGGAGCCUUCUUAUGUUUUCCUUCCACAUAACUAGCUAUGGAUAGGGCCAAAUCUCACAAGAUUCUCUUCAAGUCUCAAAAUAUCUAUUAGCUGGGGAACUCCAACUAAGACCUAAGAAAUAAUCUGUGGUUCAGUUCCUAAUAUUUCUUCUGGCCCUUAGAUCUGUUGUUCUUCAACGUUUUAAUCGGCUAAGACAUUUUCAGAUCUUUUUUUUUUAAUAAAUGUAUUUAUAAAAA
This is a messenger RNA of Bombina bombina (fire-bellied toad), 1008 nucleotides long. Its product is annotated as ribosomal RNA-processing protein 8. Gene Ontology annotation, molecular function: methyltransferase activity. Gene Ontology annotation, biological process: cellular response to glucose starvation; regulation of transcription by glucose; rDNA heterochromatin formation. Bases 277 to 567 code for a protein of 96 amino acids. The transcript is spliced from 2 exons. The record is from RefSeq and is a predicted model, not a curated record. Gene Ontology annotation, cellular component: chromatin silencing complex; rDNA heterochromatin; nucleolus. NCBI's taxonomy places the organism in Eukaryota, Metazoa, Chordata, Amphibia, Anura, Bombinatoridae.